Molecule: messenger RNA, 3394 nt
Organism: Myotis daubentonii (Daubenton's bat)
Lineage: Eukaryota; Metazoa; Chordata; Mammalia; Chiroptera; Vespertilionidae
Gene: IFFO1
Product: intermediate filament family orphan 1
Source: RefSeq, a predicted model, not a curated record
CAUCCCUGCCCCUGCACCGGGCUCCAUCUCCCAGCAGAAGGCGCAGCCAUGAAUCCGUUAUUCGGGCCCAACCUCUUCCUCCUACAGCAGGAGCAGCAGGGCCUGGCCGGGCCGCCGGGGGACCCUCUGGGAGGCGACCGCUUCGCGGGGGGUGGGGACGCGUCCCCAUCGCCGCGCGCCCCUCCGGGCCCGGCUGCCUACUCGCCGCCCGGGCCGGGCCCCGCGCCCCCCGCCGCCAUGGCCCUCCGCAACGACCUGGGCUCCAACAUCAACGUGCUCAAGACCCUGAACCUCCGCUUCCGCUGCUUCCUGGCCAAGGUGCACGAGCUGGAGCGCCGCAACCGGCUGCUGGAGAAGCAGCUGCAGCAGGCGCUGGAGGAGGGCAAGCAGGGCCGGCGGGGCCCGGCGCGCCGCGACCAGGCCGUGCAGACCGGCUUCGUCAGCCCCAUCCGGCCCCUGGGGCUGCCCCUGGGCGCCCGGCCGGCCGCUGUCUGCACCCCGUCGGCACGGGUGCUGGGCUCGCCCGCGCGCUCGCCCGCCGGCCCCCUCGCGCCCGCCGCCGCCGCCGCCGCCUGCCACUCCGCGCCCUCCGCCUCCACCUCCGCCGCCUUCUCCUCGUCCGCCCGCUUCAUGCCUGGCACCAUCUGGUCCUUCUCCCACGCCCGCCGGCUCGGCCCGGGACUGGAGCCUAUGCUGGUGCAGGGGCCUGGCCUGUCGUGGGUGCACCCCGACGGGGUGGGCGUCCAGAUCGACACCAUCACCCCCGAGAUCCGCGCCCUCUACAACGUGCUGGCCAAGGUGAAGCGCGAGCGGGACGAGUACAAGCGGAGGUGGGAAGAGGAGUACACGGUGCGGAUGCAGCUGCAACAGCGAGUGCAUGAGCUCCAGGAGGAAGCCCAGGAGGCUGACGCCUGCCAGGAGGAGCUGGCGCUGAAGGUGCAGCAGUUGAAAGCUGAGCUAGUGGUCUUCAAAGGGCUUAUGAGCAACAACCUGACUGAGCUGGACACGAAGAUCCAGGAGAAGGCCAUGAAGGUGGACAUGGACAUCUGCCGCCGCAUCGACAUCACCGCCAAGCUCUGCGAUGUGGCUCAGCAGCGCAACUGUGAGGACAUGAUCCAGAUGUUCCAGUCUCUGCACUUGUCUCCCAUUAAGGUCCCAUCCAUGGGGGGGCGGAAGCGGGAGCGCAAGGCUGCCACCGAGGAGGACCCCUCCCUGUCGGAGAGUGACGGGCCCCGCCAGCCCCAGGGGGAUGAGGAGGAGAGCACAGCCCUCAGCAUCAACGAGGAGAUGCAGCGCAUGCUCAACCAGCUGAGGGAGUAUGAUUUUGAGGACGACUGUGACAGCCUGACUUGGGAGGAGACUGAGGAGACCCUGCUGCUGUGGGAGGAUUUCUCAGGCUAUGCCAUGGCAGCGGCAGAGGCCCAGGGAGAGCAACAGGAAGACAGUUUGGAGAAGGUGAUUAAAGAUACCGAGUCCCUGUUCAAAACCCGGGAGAAAGAGUAUCAGGAAACCAUUGACCAGAUAGAGCUGGAGCUCGCCACGGCCAAGAACGACAUGAACCGGCACCUGCACGAGUACAUGGAGAUGUGCAGCAUGAAGCGGGGCCUGGACGUGCAGAUGGAGACCUGCCGCCGGCUCAUCACCCAGUCUGGGGACCGAAAGUCUCCUGCUUUCCCUGCGGUCCCGCUUAGCGACCCGCCGCCGCCGCCUAGCGAGACUGAGGACUCCGAUCGAGACGUCUCAUCUGAUAGCUCCCUGAGAUAGGGACCUGCCUCUGGUCCCCCCAUGGGAACGCACCUCCUCGCAUCUCCUCGCAGAGUCGGGGUUCGCAGAAGGGAACUUCCUUUGUCCCGGCUGCACCAAGCCUGGCCCCGGGACAGGGCCGCUCCUCCCUUGGGCUUCCUCCCUCCGUCCGUGGCCUCUCCAGGUUCUAGGGUCUGGAGCAAGGCUUGGCCUGCCCUUCCCAGGCGACUCCUGCCACAGCUGGGGCUCUCCUGGCCUCACGCGUGGUCGUCUGCUCCUCCCCAUCUUUAAAAUGCUGCCAGUGCGACUGUGGUGGCCCCACAACUUCUCCAGCGAAUAAGGAGUGUGAUAGUCAGAUCCCCCCCACCCCGUGGCCUCGCGCCAGCUCACGUCGGAUUCUGUCCUGGUGCUAACGGGCCCAGGCACUGGUACCAGUGGGUCAGGCUGGACGUCCCGGGCGUGUGCGACACCGGCAGUGGGAGAGGGGUCCCUCCGUGUGGCAGGACAGGGCGCGAAGUCCUCCCUCCGUUGUCCAAGUGCUCCGGUCACCUGCCCGUGGACAGUAAGGACGUGGCAUGACCCCUCCCUCAUGGAAAUGCCAUUUUGAAGGGGUCUCUGUGCCCCUUGUGUAGUGGCUCCUGGGUCUGACUGGGUGCAGUCUCAUGGAGGACAGAAGCUCUGGUCUCCCAGCCACUGCUGAGUGACAGAAAGGGGAAGCCACAGAUGUGUGUGUGUGCUCAGGGUCUCGGUGUCAGGCUCAGCGGACGUGCCCCCUCCGUGUCUGUCACACAGAGACCGACAGGCCGAGGAAGGUGUCAACUGGGGAGACGGGAUUGAGGCCUUAGCUAACGGCCGGGGAGCUGUGCCGAGCUGACAUGUGAAUGGAAUCUUUAUUAAGAAUGAAACUGGAGUAUUUAUUGAAUGCCUGGCGUCACUGAUUGAGUCCCUUUCUGGUGGUAGCUGCACAAUCCUGCGAAGUACGUGCUGGUUUCAUCGCCAUUUCAACAGCAGGCGCAGAGGCACCUGACGGUUAUUAAGUUCUAAGUAACUUGCCCUAAGUAAGCCUCAGGUGGCAAAACCAGGGUCUCCCAGGUGCAGGCACUGUGUCCACGUGCCUCACCCGCCCUUCCCAAUUUAGUCAAGGGUCCUUACUGUGUACCAGGUGAGGUUCUAACAGAUCGGGUUGGGGUAUGGCGAGGAAAAGGUCUGGUCCUCGAAGUGGGGGUGCACCCAGAGGCCUUGGAGGGGAAACGGCCAGAGAGAAUACAUGUCCCUCCCCAGUGACGCCCGGGCACACACUUGGUAAGGGGGUGAGGGAUGCUUCGGUCACACCAGCUCUCAAUCCACCACCGAGGCUGUGCCUGGUUGGGGUGAGCAAGACCCUUUGCUACUCUGAACAAGAGCUGUUUCACCUUAGUCCCAGCCCCGGUACCUUCCCCUUCACCCUAGACCCUGAAAUAAGAUAAAUACGCAGAGUUGGCUGGGUGCAGUGAACUUUAUUGAUGGUGCACGACAAAGCAGGGCUCCCUAGGCCCCUCCCCUUCUCCAGGGGGUCUGGGAUGGAAACGGUGGUCAGGAGAUUCUCAGUGUGUCAGGGGUUCGAUCUGGGGCGGGGACUCCCCAGCAGCGGAGGGCCUCUCUUCCUCUCGCU